Ambispora gerdemannii is the source of this 213-nucleotide messenger RNA. The record is from the annotation of a GenBank genome assembly. NCBI's taxonomy places the organism in Eukaryota, Fungi, Glomeromycota, Glomeromycetes, Archaeosporales, Ambisporaceae.
AUGGCGGCUUGUCAACAUGAAUUUACCAGACAAUUGAAUCGACAAAUGACGAUAAAGUGUCCGAAGUAUUCGUACAACUAUUCGCAGUUACCAAACGAUGACAUCAUCAAUAAUAUCUAUACCGCUAUUAAUAUUAAAGAGGAAGAGGUAAAAGUACCAUUUUGGCCUUUGCCCGAUUCACAAUCACCACCACAAAUUUAUCAUCCUGAUCCU